CUGGACAUCUCUGGCAGCACUAGCACGGUAGAAGCAUUUUUUUAUUAAUCUAAAUAUUACAUAGAGGAUGAAAACAACAAAGGAAAUAUUAUGCUUUGAGAUCAUUGACUUAUAAAUAAAUUUGAGAUUAAUAACGUUACAUGAGUAAGGACAAUCAUUCUACAGCUGUCAAAAAAAAUGAAUGUAUAGACUAAUACGAAUGAAUGAUACAAUACAAUGACGGAGCUGUCACGAGAAAUCGGGGAAGUUUGGUCGAGACUGUUCGAUCAUCGUCCCUUUCUUAAUGGCGAGAUAAAGUUUAUGGAAAAAGAAUUCGAGGAAAAGCGGGGUGACAGAGAAGUAGAAAAUCUGUUCUCAAUAUUAGAAAAAUUUACUGAUAUCAAGGAUACCCAAGUAGAUCACAUAAAGAAGAGUGCAGGAACUGGAAUACCAGUGCUAAAUGAGAAGUUGACACAGUUACAGCUACUCUGUAUAAACUCUGAUAAGGAAUACCUUGAAUUUCAUGAGAUUUUGUUUAUGUUUCAGAUUUGUAAGCAAAAAAGAGCUGAAAAUCAAGAAAAGAGGCGACAGGAAUGGGAUCAGUUCAUUGAUGAUAUGAACUUUAAAUGCAAGAGAAUUGAAAAUACAUUUGAAGAAAAAGAAGAGGAACUGAGAGACUUGUAUGCUGACUUAAACCAUAAACUGAAUAUUGCUAACAAUUAAACAAUGGAUCUGA
Messenger RNA from Hyposmocoma kahamanoa, 715 nucleotides. It is a transcript of the gene Muted, whose product is annotated as biogenesis of lysosome-related organelles complex 1 subunit 5. The transcript has 4 exons. Gene Ontology annotation, cellular component: transport vesicle; BLOC-1 complex. The record is from RefSeq and is a predicted model, not a curated record. The coding region runs from base 217 to 702 and encodes 161 amino acids. Lineage: Eukaryota; Metazoa; Arthropoda; Insecta; Lepidoptera; Cosmopterigidae.